AUGUCUUUCGGGUGGUCAUUUGGCGAUCUCGUGGAUGCUAUCAAAGUAUUAGUGAACGUGGCUGCUUCACUGAAGGAGAUUGGCGGUUCCAAAGAUCAUUACCAACAAGACAGUGCAUAUCUAGUAUAUCUCGCCAGUACCCUCCAGUAUCUGGCGGAUCAUGACUCUGAUCUACCUCGGGCAUCGGAAGGAGUCGACACCCUCAAACAGUCUGUGGAGCGGUUUGCAAGGCGACUAGGCACCAAGUUCGGAGAUAGCCUGGGCGGCGAAACUAAGAGCAACGGGCAGCCUCUUAUUAAUAGACUGAAGAAUGCACCCCGAAUGAUCCAGUAUGGUUUGUUUGUCUCACGUGAAGUCGACGAGUUACGUCGUAGGAUUGAUAUCCCCUUGAAAAAUGUCAUUGUUGGCCUUGGCAUCGACAACAACAAGAUCGCUACUCAAAUUCAUCAAACCGCACUGCAAACACACUAUGUUCUCGAUGAUCUGGCAAUCUCACUGUCCAAUCUCUCAGCAAAUACAUUAGCGAGUGAAGAACGAGCGAAACUGGCGCAGCGCGAACACAACAUAUCACAGGUGACACACUGGCUCAAUCCAAUGCCACUUGAGGAUAUUCAUCAUCAGUUACUUGUCAGCCUAGUUCAUGGCUCCUGCGAAUGGCUCUUUGACAGAGACAAGUUUACUUUCUGGAAGUCGGCGGAUAAAAUUCACAAUAGAUAUCGGAUGCUCUGGAUCAUGGGCAAGGCGGGAGCCGGCAAAACUCAUUUAGCAGCUCGGGUCAUUGAAGGAUUAAAGCAGUCAGCGAACAAGCUCGCAUACUUCUACUGCGAUGCUAAAGAUGACAGACGUAGGUCUGUCAUCAGCAUCUUGCGCAACUGGGCCUGGCAACUACUCCAAGAAGAUCCGUUUUUGCUGGAUGAUAUGAUUUCUAUCAUAGAGAAGAAGCAGUUGGCGAGCCACACUGUUCUUGAGGAUAUCUUAUUUACCACCCUGCAAAGAUUAAAGGGUAUAAUCCUCGUCGUCGACGGGUUUGACGAAUGCGAAGCUCAAGAGCAAGUGAAGCUUUAUCGAGUCCUAGCUCGCUUUUCCCAGGAUGCCCGAGUUUUGGUUUUUCGAAGAACGCAAGAUUCUUCCAGCAAGUCGAUGGCUCCAGAAGAAUGCUUCAUUCUAUAUGAUAUUUCUGAAGAAGACAACUCGGCUGAUAUCCACCGAUACAUUGAGGAAGCUGUGACUAACCUGGAAAUCGACGAUGAUGAUAUCAGAAGGACUAUUGAUACAACGCUACGAUCGGGUGCUAAUGGGAUGUUCUUAUGGGCGGCACUGAUGAUUGAAGAGUUACGGAAGCCACUUUUCAGUGACGCCGAUUACCUCGAGAAACUGAAAUAUCUACCGCAAGAUCUCAACAUGCUGUAUAGUCGAAUCCUGCAGGGCCUCUCUUCUCACCCUCAAGAUAUUUUAAUCUCGAAAAACCUUCUGCAGCUCAUGGCAUGUGCGCGCAGACCACUAACUCUUCAUGAGAUUGGUGCCUCCAUGAAGGUCACUGUUGGUGGAACCAAAGUCGGGGCAUCCCCCAUGUCUGAGAAGCGACUUCGACAGACCAUUCUUCAUUACUGUGGACCUUUGGCCAUAAUCUACAAACGGCCCGGCGCUUGCCCUACGGCAACCCUUGUUCAUUCAUCCUUACAAGAGUUUUUCUUUGAUCCCCAAGAAGGUGAUGGUCAGACUCCCUUCCAAAUCAAUAAGGGUCAUGCCCAUUUGGCUCUAACGCAAAUAUGUUUAACAUAUCUCUGCUACGACGAUGUAGAAGCUCCCCCAUACAAUGUGUUUGAUGAAGUGGGAACGUCAGAAGAUACAGACAGAAUGUCGUGGGACCACAGUACAAUGAGGGCCUACAUGGAAAGUCAGGUCGCUGCUUUUCUUGGGAAAUAUCCCCUUUUGGAAUACUCGUCUCUCCAUUGGUGGUGGCACCUCGCCCGUUCGUCGUCAUCGAUAGAAACUUACAAUCUUCUUCUACGUUUGUGCCGCUCCAGUCGGAAGACUGUCAGGUGGCUUCAAAUGGUUCAAUACUUCCGUGGUGACCGUGGCAUUUGGGGUUCGGCUAAGGGCCCACGAGAUCUAGAGGAGAUUGCCGCCCUCCAAGAAGUGCUCCCCGCGAAUGAUACAACCUUCUCUACCUGGUUAAAACCAUUUGGUCGUGAAUAUCACAGCCGAGUUAGCCUCACACGAUGGCAACAUUUUCUCCUUUGCGGGACAGCGAAUGACUUCUUGCCCGAAAUUCACGUCGCAGCGUACUUUGACUUUGCUCAGCUGGUCGAAGAUUACCUUCUUGAAGGUGUGAAUGUGAAUCAGAGGUCUCACACAAGGCAGCCACCUCUCUCUCUUGCCGCUAUUGGCGACUCAUUUAACAGCAUGAGGGUUUUGCUACGAUAUGGAGCAGACGUAGAUGCAACAGGCUGGCAACACGCGACUCCCCUACAAUGGACAAGUCGGACUUCGGCCUGGUCUGCAACAUAUCCAGUACCAUAUACUGCUGGACAGAUCUUGCUCGACGCAGGUGCACGAAUAUCUCGGGAUUGUAACAACAACUUCUUAGCGGUGAUCUGCCAAAACUCAUUUCCCCAAGAUCCAUUCUGUCUUCCUUUCAUCUCGUCGCUGUUAAAACAUGGUGCAGAGACUGUGAUAGAUCAAGGUCAUCCUCGUCCUGCUAUUCAUUGGGCUGCCAUAUGUGGCAAUGCACCCCUUGUCAAGCUUUUACUUGAGCAUGGAGCCAAGCAUGAUUCUAGUCCUCAGGGUGUUCCGGGUAGGGAAACACCACUUUUACACGCAUGUGCCACUAAAGGAGAUAAGGCGAGCGUUGUUGAGCUGCUUCUUAGUGUUGGUGCCUCGGUGUCAGCUCGACGUGACGAUGGUCGUUCAGCGUUGCAUCUAGCAUCCAAACAUCCACCGCAAAUUGGAAUUAUGUUGCUCCAGGCCGGUGCAGAUGUCAAUGCAAGAUCUACGGAUGGCUGCACUCCAUUACAUGAUGCAAUUGUGGAAGAAAACAUGGAAGUGAUCGACUUGCUACUCGCAAAUCAUUCUACCAUGGAUAUUAAAAAUGAAGCAUCGUUAACUCCACUAGCGCUCGCAGUUGAGAACCGUUGUUCUGGUGCCAUCCAGAGACUUCAGACUGCUAAUACGAUUGUGGAAAGACUUGACGCACGGGUGCCAACACAGCCAUCCAUCUACUGGCCUAGACAUCCCCGUGAUAUUUUUGAGGUUUAUUGGGUUCUACAGCUAGCUUGGGCUCCCCACAAACCCCCACAAUUUAUAUUGCUUCGGAUACUAGACUUGGCAAGAUAUUGGCUGCGGUCUCAGGCAUCCCGAGUAGGGCUAAUAAGCUGCGAUGAGAAAGAAUGUCAAGAUCGUCGGCCAUAUUUGACUUCUGAGCCGAUCCGAGGCGGAAAAUAUAGACCCGUGCGGGAGAUUCAGUUUGUAAUCUGGAGUCAUGACCAAGGCUUCAGUUCCUAUCCUGAACUCCAUGGUACUUUCGAGUCCUCCUUCACUUGGUUCGAGGUCGGCAUCAAACAGCUACCUGAGCGACUGUCUAUUGAUAUUAGAGAGGAAGAGAGAGUCUUAACGGCCAAUAUUCACGCAAGCAGGAAGUUGAGGCGUCAUCAAAUAAUAUACGGUGAGUUAGCGAUCAAGCAGAUGGGCUGGGUGGAAAAGCUUCAGGUGGGUGAUAGGGUUUCAAUUAUUCCUAUGGCUCGGUAUCCUGCCUGGAGGAAUUUUGUGAGUGAGGCUUCGAUUGAGAUUUUCAGUACGUGUUUAGUGAGAGUUGAGGGGAGAAAUUAG
Messenger RNA from Talaromyces rugulosus, 3828 nucleotides. RefSeq lists its product as uncharacterized. The coding region runs from base 1 to 3828 and encodes 1275 amino acids. Lineage: Eukaryota; Fungi; Ascomycota; Eurotiomycetes; Eurotiales; Trichocomaceae. Gene Ontology annotation, molecular function: protein binding. The transcript has a single exon. The record is from RefSeq and is a predicted model, not a curated record.